AUGGCCAAAAAUUUGAAUUUACGCUAUAUUCUGGAUACUAACAAGUUAACUGGACCAAACUUCACGGAUUGGUAUAGGAAUGUAAAAAUAGUUUUAUGUUCUGAAAAGAAAGCAUAUGUUCUGGAUUCUCCUGUUCCUGUUGCCCUUGCUGAAGGGCAAGAUGGGUAUGACCAGUAUGACUGGGAAGCUCAUAGACAGCAUUUGGCAGACAAUGAGCAGGCAGUAUGUAUAUUGCUUGCGUCUAUGUUCUCGGAGCUUCAGCGUCAGCACGAGUAUAUGGAUGCUCCCUCCAUAAUCUUACAUCUUCAUGAGGUUUAUGAUAAGCAAGGGAGGGAUGAGCGUUAA
Messenger RNA from Gastrolobium bilobum, 345 nucleotides. RefSeq lists its product as uncharacterized. The transcript has a single exon. The record is from RefSeq and is a predicted model, not a curated record. Lineage: Eukaryota; Viridiplantae; Streptophyta; Magnoliopsida; Fabales; Fabaceae. The coding region runs from base 1 to 345 and encodes 114 amino acids.